GCCAACCGAGACCAUCCCACGAGUUUUGACCAAAACAGCCGCGGCCGCCGGCCCAGCCUUCCAUUUCGGUCCGGCUCCUUCAAUCGCCUUAAAAUGCCCGCCCCUCCCCCAAUUGCGAACUCACACCAGGGGAAAAUAAAAAAAAGAACUCUUUUUUUUCUUCGUCCUCUCGCUCUCUCAGAAAUCUUCGAGAAAUCGUCAAUUGAGGAUGUCGGCCUACUGCGGGAAGUAUAGCGAUGAACUCAUCAGGAAUGCUGCUUACAUCGGCACCCCAGGCAAGGGGAUCCUUGCAGCUGAUGAGUCCACCGGCACAAUCGGCAAGCGCCUAGCCAGCAUCAACGUCGAGAAUGUUGAGGAGAACCGCCGUGCCCUCCGCGAGCUCCUCUUCUGCGCCCCCGGUGCUCUCCAAUACCUCAGCGGUGUUAUCCUCUUCGAAGAGACCCUUUACCAGAAGACCAAAGAUGGAAAGCCAUUCGUCGAAGUCCUGAGGGAGGGUGGAGUCCUUCCUGGUAUCAAGGUGGACAAGGGCACCAUCGAACUCGCUGGCACCGAUGGUGAAACUACCACUCAGGGCCAUGAUGACCUUGCCAAGCGCUGCCAGAAGUACUAUGAGGCGGGGGCGCGCUUCGCCAAGUGGCGUGCCGUCCUCAAGAUCGGUCCAACCGAGCCAUCUCAGCUGGCGAUCGAUCUAAAUGCUCAAGGCUUGGCCCGCUAUGCUAUCAUCUGCCAGGAGAAUGGCCUGGUCCCAAUUGUAGAGCCUGAGAUCCUUGUUGAUGGUCCACAUUGCAUCAAGAAGUGUGCUGCUGUGACAGAGAGGGUGCUUGCUGCUUGCUACAAGGCACUCAACGACCACCAUGUUCUUCUGGAGGGGACUCUCCUCAAGCCAAACAUGGUGACCCCAGGGUCGGAAUCGGCGAAGGUGGCACCGGAGGUGGUGGCUGAGCACACCGUCCGUGCUCUCCAGAGGACGGUCCCAGCUGCGGUGCCUGCUAUCGUCUUCCUCUCUGGGGGCCAGAGUGAGGAGGAGGCAACCUUGAACCUGAAUGCCAUGAACAAGCUGGAGGGGAAGAAGCCCUGGUCGCUUUCAUUCUCCUUCGGCCGUGCUCUGCAGCAGAGCACGCUCAAGGCUUGGGCUGGUAAGGAGGAGAACAUCGGGAAGGCGAGGGCUGCUCUUCUAGCAAGGUGCAAGGCAAACUCAGAGGCAACACUUGGGACAUACAAGGGUGAUGCUUCUGGUGCAGAAGGUGUCACUGAGAGCCUCCAUGUGAAGGACUACAAGUACUGAUCUUGCUCUUUUUGCUCAACCACCUAUCAUUUUUUUUGCUAAGAAACGAGAGGGAGAUGUUUUUAAUGCUUUAGAAGAUGUUUUUAAUAAGUUGGGAAGGGCAUCUGCUGCCCUCAGAAUACUCUCAGGUGUUUGUGAUACCUUAGUGGACUUUGUUAAUUUCUUUUUGUGCCUCAAUUGAUUUUGAUGGAUGCUUUCAAGGUUC
Phoenix dactylifera (date palm) is the source of this 1490-nucleotide messenger RNA. Its product is annotated as fructose-bisphosphate aldolase 1, cytoplasmic-like. Gene Ontology annotation, molecular function: fructose-bisphosphate aldolase activity. NCBI's taxonomy places the organism in Eukaryota, Viridiplantae, Streptophyta, Magnoliopsida, Arecales, Arecaceae. Gene Ontology annotation, biological process: glycolytic process. The record is from RefSeq and is a predicted model, not a curated record.